Scophthalmus maximus (turbot) is the source of this 944-nucleotide messenger RNA. RefSeq names its product Alpha-aspartyl dipeptidase-like. The transcript is spliced from 8 exons. The record is from RefSeq and is a predicted model, not a curated record. Lineage: Eukaryota; Metazoa; Chordata; Actinopteri; Pleuronectiformes; Scophthalmidae. The coding region runs from base 141 to 863 and encodes 240 amino acids. Gene Ontology annotation, biological process: proteolysis. Gene Ontology annotation, molecular function: serine-type peptidase activity.
GAGACCACACACACACACACACACACACACACACACACUUCGUCUUAUCAGGUUGAUGACGCGUCACUGAGCAUCUGAACUUUGACCCCGGGCCUCCGCGGGUCGCCCUCCAACUGUCGGUCCGUGUGCAGACAUCAGACAUGAAGAGGAGACUGCUGCUCGUGUCCAACUCCACGGUGCACGGCGGCGGGUACCUGGACCACUGUCAGCGGGACGUCCGGCUCUUCUUCGGACCAGAUGUGAAGAAGAUUCUGUUUGUUCCUUACGCUCUGCACGACAGAGACGAGUACACCAGGAUGGCCCGGGACAAGUUCAGCUCUCUGGGUUAUGAUCUGCUCAGCGUUCACGAGGCUGCGGAUCCUGUCGACGCCGUCAGGAAGAGUCAGGGAAUCUUCAUAGGAGGAGGAAACACUUUCCGGCUGCUGAAGAGUCUCUAUGACAACAGGCUGCUGUGUGAGAUCAGGAGACGAGUGCUGGAGGAUGGCGUCCCCUACAUGGGCUCCAGUGCUGGCACCAACGUGGCCACCAUCAGCAUCAGCACCACCAAUGACAUGCCCAUCGUCUUCCCUCCAUCCUUCUCCGCCAUCGGCCUCGUUCCCUUCAACAUUAACCCGCACUACCUGGACCCCGACCCCAACAGCCGCCACAUGGGGGAGACCCGACAGCAGAGGAUCACCCAGUACCACGAAGAACCAGAGACUCCGUGUGUCCUGGGUUUGAGGGAAGGGUCCAUGCUGCUGGUGGAGGGAAACAAAGCCACACUGCUGGGAACCACGAAGGCCAGACUCUUCACUAGGGGACGCCCCCCGGUGGAGUACGACGCUGGUAGUGACCUGAGCUUCCUGAUGACGGACGCACAGUGACUCACUUCCUCAGCUGUGGAUGAUUGUUCUGGUUGAAUCAGAAUAAAUGUUUUAAAUAAACAUCAUUGUUCCCGAGUUGAA